Raphanus sativus (radish) is the source of this 1878-nucleotide messenger RNA. Its product is annotated as polyadenylate-binding protein 6. The record is from RefSeq and is a predicted model, not a curated record. Lineage: Eukaryota; Viridiplantae; Streptophyta; Magnoliopsida; Brassicales; Brassicaceae. Bases 6 to 1790 code for a protein of 594 amino acids. Gene Ontology annotation, cellular component: cytosol; ribonucleoprotein complex; nucleus. The transcript is spliced from 7 exons. Gene Ontology annotation, molecular function: mRNA 3'-UTR binding; poly(U) RNA binding; poly(A) binding.
CACACAUGUGUAUACACACACACACACACAUAACGACGAAAGACCUCUCUGCUUCUCUCUCGUCUUCUCCCUCUUCCUCACGAGCAACCAUGGCGGCGGCGAUCGCGAAACCGGAAAUGCAACCGCAAGUAAACGUCCAACAGUCCUCGACUCUCGCCUCGCUUUACGUCGGCGAUCUUAGCCCCGACGUCACGGAGGCCGAUCUCACCGCCAAAUUCUCCUUGACUGUCCCCGUCGUCUCCGUCCAUCUCUGCCGCAACUCCGUCACCGGAAAAUCACUCCGUUACGCUUACGUCAACUUCGAUUCAACCAUCACCGCAUCGAACGCUAUGGCAUGCUUGAACCACACUGAUUUGAAAGGGAAGACGAUGCGGAUAAUGUGGUCUCAGAAAGACGUUGCGUACCGUCGUCGUAGCGGAUUGGGGAACCUCUUCGUUAAGAAUCUCGACAGCUCCAUCACCAGCAGUUGCUUGGAGCGGAUGUUUAGUCCCUUUGGAGUCAUACUUUCUUGCAAAGUCGCCGAGGAGAAUGGCCAGAGUAAAGGCUUCGGUUUUGUUCAGUUCGAUACAGAGCAAUCCGCUGUUGCUGCUCGUCUUGCAUCCCACGGCUCUAUGGUUGAUGGCAAGAAACUGUUUGUAGCGAAGUUUAUUAAGAAAGGUGAAAGAGCAGCUAUGUCUGGGGUGAAUCAAGAGUUCACAAACGUUUAUGUGAAGAAUUUGGUGGAAAGUGUUACAGAGGAUUAUCUCCAUACGAUGUUUUCUCAAUGUGGGACAGUCUCUAGUGUUGUGGUUAUGAGGGAUGGUGUGGGAAGAUCAAGAGGUUUCGGGUUUGUCAACUUCUGUCAUCCAGAGAAUGCAAAGAAGGCUGUGGAAACUCUCAACGGACGUUUACUUGGUCCGAAGAAGCUGUUUGUUGGAAGGGCUCUGAGAAAAGCUGAAAGGUUGGAGAUGCUGAAACAAGAGCAUAAAGGCAACUUUGUUGCCAAGUUUAAUGUUGGGUGGCCUAAGCUGUACGUGAAGAACUUGAAUGGAUCAAUGGACGAAACAAGGCUGCGAGACAUAUUUGGAAGAUUUGGGAAGAUAGUCUCAGCAAAAGUGGUUCGUGAUGAAAAUGGCAAAAGUAAAGGAUUCGGCUUUGUGGGUUUCUCUACCCUUGACGAGUCCAAACAUGCUAAAAGAGAGCUCCACGGUUUUUUAGUUGAUGGAAAGUCACUUGUUGUUCGAGUUGCUGAACGCAAGGAGGAUCGGUUCAAGAGGAUGCAGCAAUAUCAUCGAGUACGAGCUCACAUGCAAGCUCCUCCUGUACCUGCACCAGUUCAGCCAGUCCCACCGCAAUAUUAUGGAGUGCAGCCACGCAAUUACACUCAAGCUCUUCCUGUCCCUUCACAAGCUCAGCCAGUCCCACCGUCUAUGAGCAGCCCAUAUGGUUAUUUGCCGCAGCCAUUCCAUAUUGGAGCAUACUAUUACCCUAUGGCCACUCAGUUACCACAGAUGAUGAGUCACCGAAACAUGACUGCCUACGUUCCCGCUGGUCAAGCUCAUCUAAAGGAGAAAAGAACAGUUCAACUAGUCUACAAACGCCCGGGUUACAACACCUUAGCCAAGAGUGGUGCGAAACAGAAACUGGUCUUUAAGGGGCAGGGUGACAAAACUGUAGAGGCAGGGACUUGCUCUACCAAAGCGAAGACAUCUGCUGAAAAACGUAAAGAAGUAUCAUCGCAUUUGAUGGCAAUGUUGACACCAAAUAGGAAUGCUGCUUCAGAGAGCUUAGCACCACUUAAAGUUGCUUAACUUUGUCUCCCUCCUCCUGCUGUGGCUUUGAUCUUUUCUCACUGCUUAGGAAUAUUCUACCAUGUUCAUUUUAACCGUUCUUUGAUCU